AGGCACGGCUAAUCAGUCACUAGCUCGCGAGGCCCCAGUGCUGCCAGCCCAGGGCUCUGCCCCGGAGCCAGGGCAGGGCCGGUUCCCCUCGGCCUUGGUGGGGACGGGGCAGCACCGAUCGGGCCCGAUCCAGCCGCGGGGAGGAGUCGGGAGCCGGAUCGGGCCCGGGGCUGAGUCAGCGGCGGCCCAGCCCUUCGCCUCCGCCUCCCGCCCCGUCCCCGCCGCCCGGAGCCACCAUGAGCUGCGCCGCGCUGCUGGGGCUGAGGGGCGCCGCUGCCCCCCGGCUUCUGCGGGCCGCAAGCAGCUGCCGCCGCUGGAGCAACCUGGGCGGCGGCGGCUCCUGCGAGCCCCAGGCGGGCGCGGUCGUGCGGGUGGGCUGCGCCGCGGGCUUCUGGGGAGACACGGCGGCCUCAGUUCCUCAGCUUCUCUAUGGAGGAAAACUGGAUUUUCUGGUUUUUGAUUAUCUUUCUGAAAUUACGAUGUCUCUGUUGACCGCUGCAAAAGCCAAAUCGCCAAAUUUGGGUUACACUCCUGAUUUUGUGUUGACUGCAAUGGGUCCCUAUAUUAAGGACAUUCACAGGAAAGGUGUUCGUGUCAUUAGUAAUGCUGGUGGAAUGAAUCCACUUGCGUGUGCUGCUGGUCUUCAAGAGGUGGCAAAGAAAGCUGAUGUUGAUUUGAAAAUAGCUGUUGUUGCUGGAGAUGAUCUGAUGGGCGAGAAAGACAACCUAAAAGGAGCUGGUAUCACAGAUAUGGAGAGCGGGAAGCCAUUUCCAGAGAAUAUUCACAGCAUGAAUGCAUAUCUUGGUAAACGGUUUCCACAGACUUGUAUGAAGACUACACCACUGCACAUUUUACUGUCUAGGAAAAUCUUCAAGUAUUCAAGGAAAGAUAGAGCAAGACCAAUAAGCAGGGCUCUUGACCUUGGAGCUGAUAUUGUUGUGACUGGUAGAUGUGUUGACAGUGGCAUUGUAUUAGGACCACUCAUUCAUUCUUUUGGCUGGAACAGGGAUGAGUUUGACUUAUUAGCAGCUGGAAGUCUUGCAGGCCAUCUCAUUGAAUGUGGUGCUCAGUGUACAGGUGGAAUAUUCACCGACUGGCAUACUAUUCCAGACUGGCAUAACAUGGGGUUUCCCAUUGUAGAAUGUUCUUCUGAUGGACAGUUUACUCUAUCCAAACCACCUGACACAGGAGGCCUAAUCUCUUUUGGCACAGUGGCUGAACAGUUGGUGUAUGAAAUUGGCAACCCUCAGCAUUAUCUCUUGCCAGAUGUCACAUGUGACUUUUCUCAAGUUUCCAUUACUGAAAUUACAGGUACUGAAGGUGGAGCAGUGAAAAUUCAUGGAGCAAAAGGAUCACCGCCUUCAACAUUUUAUAAGGUAAAUGCCACUUACCAGGAUGGUUUUAGAGCUACAGCUGUCUGCCCAGUGGUAGGGCCAAAGGCAGUGGAAAAGGGAAGACAAACUGCGGAAAGCAUUCUGAAAAGGACUCGCCUUAUUUUCAGUCAGUUUGGGUAUGAAGAUUACUGUGCAGUUAACAUACAGAUUUUAGGUUCUGAAGAUACAUAUGGACCCCAUGCUAAAAAGAAAGUAGAUGAUGGUCCACGGGAAGCUGUUAUCUGGCUUGCUGUACACCAUAAGCAGAAAAAGGCUGUGGAAAUCUUCUCCAGAGAGAUUGCACCAGCUGGAACUGGAAUGGCACCUGGUCUUACAGCAGUUGUUGGAGGACGUCCAAGAGUGUCUCCAGUUCUGAAACCAUUUUUCUUCCUUUAUCCCAAAAGAAAUGUCAAGAUCAACAUCUUUUUGAAUGGACAGCAUGUUGAAACAUUUCAGGAAGAUCUUACAUUUACGUCAGAUGCAGUUGUUUCACUUGAUUCACCAAAGACUGAUGAUGAGUUAAAAGAUCUGCCAUCUGGUCCACAUACAUAUCGUUUAGAAGAUCUUGCUUAUACUAGAAGUGGAGACAAAGGCAACUCUGCAAAUAUAGGUGUGAUAGCACGACAUCCCCUCUACUAUCCAUACCUAAAGAAAACUUUAACUGCUCAGGCUCUGGAGGAUUAUUUCCAGCAUCUUUUAGAGAGAGAACAACCUGAAGAGAAGUUAGUCACAAGAUCAGAGGUUAACAGCAUUAGCCUUUCAUGGCAUUUCUUUAAGGCUGGUAAAAUAAAUAGGCAUACGCCUGGAAGAUAUGAAUUGCCAGGAAUACACGGAUUAAACUUUGUUCUGAAAAAUUCCCUUGGUGGUGGUGGUAUUGCAUCCUUAAGAAGUGACCCACAGGGCAAGGCAUUUGGACAGAUGUUACUGGAUUUCCAGAUAAAAAAUGUUCCGGAUUUAAAGUCCUUAAUAGAAUAAUGAUUAUUGGGUUCAUCUGUUUUUAAAACUCUGAGUACAAACAAACAUGCUAAACAAAAACUAGCUUCUUGAGUCAAAUUCAAGAAACUUCAAACUAAAGUGGUGGUGACAGUUCUCUCUCUCAGGCUUAACUGUAAGGCACAGAAAAGUGAAUAUUUUGAGUAUUACCAGACAAGUAGCUUUGUCUGUGAGUAAUGGUAUUUCCUAUCUAGUUAAUAUAUUGGAUAAAGAGUUAAUUUAUUUCCUGAAAAUAUAAUAAAGCAAUAAAAUAAAAAUAACAAUUUUACAGUGAGAUAACCAGAUAACCACACACACACACUUGCAAAAUGAAAACUACCUUUCAAUCCAGUCCUCCUCUCCGUCCUUUUUUAGAACUCUUAAUAAUUAAGAGGAAUAAUAUUGUUGAACUCUAACUGCUCAAGUCCACCACCUUCAGUCUGCACUGUGAUCUUGCACAGUAUAUCUCUUAGGUAUGCAGAACAGUCAGAUAAUUUGGUGCUCGUCUAUUAAAAAAAAUCACCAUUUACCAACAACUGUCAAACUGUGGUAGCUGAGGUCAGUUUUUCCCUCUAACUAGGGCAGUAAAUAGCUGUAGUAACUCAAGCACCACUGUGUGGUGACUGAUGUUGAAUAUUGACUUUGAAUGAUGACCACUAUACUUCAGGGUAUUGUGCAAUCAGUGAGAGAAAGCUAAGUGUUUUCUAUCCCCAACUUCUCUCAUUGCUUAUAACCCUUAUUUAAACAGCACUGAAGUAAUUACAAAAUGGAGCUCUCAUCAUAUGGAUUAUUUUGAAGAAGAAAAAAUGCUAACAGCCAGAUUCGAUGCCCCACUGUCUCUUACGUGGUGCUACAAAAGGGAUGAAACUGGUCUUACCACCUCAGUUGGAGAUUCCCCUAGUGCACAGGAGUUCCCAAGAGGUGCUGAGUCAGUUUAGCUGUCCCUUGCACCACCCUUCUCUACAACCCUGGAGGGGGAGCAUGUUGGGGGCAGAAAAGUGGCAUGUCUGAUUUGCCCUGUAUUCUGAUUUGCCCUGUAUAUCCUCAGCUUCCCAAAAGUACACUGACCUAUUCUGCAUCAGAGCUGGUGCCAGAUGGUAAAUUAGAGAGCUGUAUCCAUCUCCCCAAAAAGAAACUCAGUCUAACAGAGCUUCAGGCCUGAUAAUUCUCUGUAUCUCCUACCACAGCAGAAAGAUAUGUAUGUUUGGGGGGUUUUAAAUCUCUUUGUGGACAAUGUUUAGGUACUUUUAUAUUCAGAAAUGUGUAUGUUCCUUUAUUUUCAGAAGAAUUUAUUAACUGUUUAGUGCUGAUAAAAUUGAGACUUUAAUUAUAGUGGUUACAGCUCUGAAUGAUGUAUAGGUGCUUUGUAAGCCUCAUCAGAAAUCUUUGGCAGUGCCUCUGAGCUCUAAUCUGUUCCAUCAUUGUUCUGCAUUUGCUAGCCUAUCAUUAGCAAGGAUUGUAACUGAAUUUUUCCAGUUUGCAUUGUGGUUUUGUCCACUUGAGGACUAUGUUGAGAACAUCAUGUGUGGAAUCUUGACCCUAUUAAAGUCAAUGACAAACUCGCAUGGAAUUUGAGGGGGCCAAAUUUUCACCCGUAUUCUUUUCGCUUUGACCUAAACAGAAUGUAAGAAGAUAAUAUACUAAUUACUGUGUCAACUAGUCAUAUAUAGUAUAUUUGUACAUCAUUAUUAAGUCUGGUUCUAAAGGCAAAUAUGGGAAAACCACGGCUUUGUCACAGAAAAAUAUGGAAAAUUCAGAAUAUUGGGGGGGGAGGUACACAAUAUUUAAAUUGUUUACAUUUCUUUUCCAUUAGAAAAGUUAAACAGCUGCCAUCAAUAGUCUGAAACCAUAUUAAGACAGGAAAACAGAAAAACCCAACAAAUAGUCAAAUUUAUUAAUAACAAUAAUUAAUGGAAGAAAGUCUUGCUCAGUAGCAGACUCAGAUGAAAAAGGACCAUGGGCCAGACCCUCAACUGGUGUAAAUCAGUGCAACUCAGUAAAGUUCAAUAGUUAUGCUUAUUUACACCAUCUGGGGAUCUGGCCCCAUGAUGUUAUUAUAUUACCCUAAAAGUGACAUUUUUAGUCAUGGAAAUCACGGCUAUGCCAAACAUAUACAGCCUUAUUCACUGUGCUGUUUAAAUGAUUUUGUAUUUCUAUAUGCAAUUACUUUGAUAUUGAAAGUAAACUGGUAAAAAGGCUAGAUAUUUCAGUAAUUUAAAUAGUUUCUUUUAAUAUAUUUUACAAUUGCAAUUUAGUUUAGAAAUGUUUUAAUAUUGUUUUGGAUUCCUUUUACGUUUUCUGAGUUUGCGUGUUGGUUCAAUUCCUACUUUAGAUUGUAUCUCACCCAAUUCUUUAACCAAAUUAAACAUUCACUGUUGGUUAAUAUGAAAAUUGAAUGACUAAACAAUGAACACUUUAGACCCACUGGUAGUGGUGGCCUGUUGGCUGGGAGGUGCAGAGCAUUCACAACUGUACAACAGAGGCACAGUUUGUUGAAGAAUUAACCAUGCAGUGUUCAUGUUGAUGGAGUAGGGAAUGGAGAGGGGUUUCUCUGUCUCUGUUGGAGUUCAUACUCCUCUAGACACCACUAAACCAUCCCCAAUAGGGAUAACCUUGAACUAUGGGUGGAUUUUGUUUGUUUGCUUUUGCUUUUGCAACGCAUUAGAUUGUACCAAGUGGCAUUUAUUUUCAUAAUAUUUUCCUUAGGGAAUGUGUCAAAAUCCCUUAGACAAAUUGUCAUUUGCCUCUGAGCUCUCUAAUCUUACUGUUUCUUAUGACAGCUCUAAUUCUCAAAAUAAAAUAUGUAAUAUAUCCUAAAAUGUUGCACGGUCCCUAACAUUCAAAACAGAUGGUACAAUUUAUCAUAUAUUUAAAACUAAUAUUUUGAGAUAGUUUUGCCAUUUUUGUGACAAUUUAAUCUGCCCAUUAAACAAUGCACAGAAUGACUAUGUCCUGCAAUGACCAUCCAAAACAGGCUGGAAAACAGGCUGUGUUCUAGAGUUGGACUAGAGGUGAAAUGCCUUUUUAAAUUUUAAUUAUAAUGUAAUAGAUUAAACUAAUAUGUUUUUUCUUCACUAAAGUAUUUUCUUUCUAGAAAAAAAUGUGUAUUUCCAAGGGGUUAGUUUCUUAUGUUUACGUCUAACAGAAACCAUGGACAACUUCAAGUAAUAGAUAUAAACACACCUCUUUUUAUUUUACUGAAAAAUAGAAUAGAAAGGAGAAGUGUCGAAGUAUAUGGCUUUUUUUUUUCUCUUGUUUUGCUCCCCUAUUGGUUGAAAGGGAUUAGUCAUGCAGGAGCAAGAGUUAGAAAGAGCCUAAUAUAGGUGCUCAACCUGAGAUUUCCAUGCAGGACUUGAAAGUUUUGCUGCUUUUCAAAAAUAGCUGUAAUCAUCUAUUUACUAACAAAGAAAAAUGUUAUCAGUGUACAAGUUAAAGUUUAAAUAUAUAUUUUGUAAUAAUAAGCAGUUACAUUGCACCUUCUAUCCAAAGAUCUGAAACUUUAUGAGCAUUAAUAAAUGAAAUCUCCCAAUACUACA
This is a messenger RNA of Dermochelys coriacea (leatherback sea turtle), 5881 nucleotides long. RefSeq lists its product as uncharacterized. Bases 237 to 2348 code for a protein of 703 amino acids. The record is from RefSeq and is a predicted model, not a curated record. NCBI's taxonomy places the organism in Eukaryota, Metazoa, Chordata, Testudines, Dermochelyidae. The transcript has 22 exons.